UUGUAGCCGUCGUCGUUCAUUCAGAAAAAACGAGCAGGAUAACCGACAAUGACAGGAUAAGCAUUUACUCAUCUAGCUACGUUCUGUCCCUCGGAAAACCUAAGCUCGGGCUUUAUUCCCCUCCUAGCGUAUCACGCCUUAACCCCCUUUGAGUUGGAUCCUGUCUCAGGAGCACCGAAAGGGAAAAAGGGUUGGUUCUUCUAAUCUUAUUCCGACCGCAUUUUGUGUCGCAAUCAUGGAAACUUGAAUUGUCAGCCUUACAAGUUCGGAGAAACAAUGGAUUUAGCGGCACCCACUACGUAUCACUGUGAGCAGUUUUGUUCAUUUCAACACUUCCACAGGGAUGGCGCAAGAACCUCAUGCUUCAGAGGUAGGGUUUGGGAUAACACUAGUACUGGUUACAAAUUCAAAUCGGUUGAAUCUGGGAAAUCGAGGGGGCGUCGAAGGAAUUUGGACAAUCGCGUGUUUGCUGUUUCAAAGGUCGAAACUCCUGGUUUGAAUGGGAAAUUGCAGCAGUCCGGAAGAACACGGCAAUGGAAUCUGAAUGGGGCGGAAUCCUCGUUAAAUGGCUUCAAUCCAUCUCGGAGUUUUGAGGAGUUCGAGAGUAACAAUCAGCUCCGCCGAUUAGUUAGAAAUGGGGAAUUAGAAGAAGCGUUCAAGUUCAUUGAGCGUCUGACUUACCGUGGCGACAUACCUGAUGUCAUUGCUUGCACAAGUCUGAUUCGUGGAUUUUGCAAGACGGGAAGGACUAAGAAGGCCACUCGGGUUAUGGAAAUUCUGGAGGAGUCCGGAGCAGUUCCUGAUGUCAUAACUUACAACGUUUUAAUUGGUGGAUUCUGUAAAUCAGGAGAGAUAGAUAAAGCCUUGCAGGUUUUGGAGCGUAUGAGUGUUGCUCCAGAUGUUGUUACCUAUAACACAAUUUUGCGCAGUUUGUGUGAUAGUGGGCAACUGAAGCAAGCAAUGGAAGUUCUUGACAGGCAGUUGCAACGGGAGUGCUAUCCUGAUGUAAUCACAUACACUAUAUUAAUUGAAGCAACUUGUAAGGAGAGUGGCGUUGGUCAGGCAAUGAUGCUGCUUGAUGAGAUGAGGAGUAAAGGAUGUAAACCUGAUGUGGUUACUUAUAAUGUUCUCAUCAAUGGGAUGUGCAAGGAAGGAAGGUUGGAUGAAGCAAUUAAGUUUUUGAAUAACAUGCCAUCCUAUGGUUGCCAACCUAAUGUAAUCACGCAUAAUAUUAUUUUACGUAGCAUGUGUAGCACUGGGAGAUGGAUGGAUGCUGAGAAACUAUUAUCCGACAUGCUUCGUAAGGGUUGUUCUCCUAGCGUCGUUACAUUCAAUAUUUUGAUUAAUUUUUUGUGCCGUAAAGGCUUACUGGGCAGAGCCAUUGAUGUCUUGGAGAAGAUGCCAAAGCAUGGCUGUACUCCUAAUUCCCUGAGUUACAAUCCAUUGCUUCAUGGCUUCUGUAAAGAGAAAAGGAUGGAUAGAGCAAUUGAGUAUUUGGAAAUAAUGGUAAGCAGGGGAUGUUACCCUGAUAUAGUCACCUACAAUACUUUACUAACUGCACUAUGCAAAGAUGGGAAGGUGGAUGUUGCAGUUGAGAUACUGAAUCAACUAGGUAGCAAGGGGUGCUCUCCUGUUUUGAUUACUUACAACACAGUUAUUGAUGGGCUUUCUAAGGUGGGAAAGACAGACGCUGCUGUGAAACUGUUAGAAGAGAUGUGUAGGAAGGGUCUUAAACCUGAUAUAAUUACGUACUCUUCUCUAGUUGGAGGGCUGAGUCGUGAAGGAAAGGUUGAUGAAGCAAUCAAGUUUUUCUAUGAUUUAGAAGGAUCGGGUAUUAAUCCAAAUGCUAUAACGUACAACUCAAUCAUGUUGGGACUUUGCAAGGCUCGACAAACCAGUCGUGCUAUUGAUUUUCUAGCUCGUAUGAUCUCAAGAGGAUGUAAACCGACUGAAGCUACGUACACUAUUCUUAUAGAAGGCAUUGCGUAUGAAGGAUUAGCUGAAGAGGCUUUGGCGUUAUUGAAUGAGUUGUGCUCCAGAGGAGUUGUGAAGAAAAGUUCAGCUGAGCAGGUAGCAGUCAAAAUGGAUCCAGUUCUUGUCUAUGCUGAACAGAGAUAAUAUUUUGCAGCAAAUUGUUGGGCCUGCGGAUGUAAAACGAUGUAAUAUGAUAAAUUGGUGGCUAUGUGCUUUCGUCAUAAAUUCAUAAUGAUGUCAGAUUUUUAGACAUUAUAGUUGGAUGGUUAGAUAUUUUGUGACGUGAAAUGGACAUACAAAUAUCCCUAAUGCAUGCAUGUUUCGGACUUUCAGACGUCUA
Prosopis cineraria is the source of this 2314-nucleotide messenger RNA. Its product is annotated as pentatricopeptide repeat-containing protein At1g09900. Bases 277 to 2118 code for a protein of 613 amino acids. Lineage: Eukaryota; Viridiplantae; Streptophyta; Magnoliopsida; Fabales; Fabaceae. The transcript is spliced from 2 exons. Gene Ontology annotation, molecular function: protein binding. The record is from RefSeq and is a predicted model, not a curated record.